AUGGCUUAACAAUCAGUUGAUUUGAAGUCAAAAGUAGAUGAAUCUGUAAAAGGAGACGAAGUCAACGAACCAUAAUAAGAGAAGGAUUCCGAUUAAAAUUAGGACAAUAAAUAGGAGAAUAAAGUGACAGAAUCAAAUGAAAAGAAAAAUGGAGAAGGAUAAAUCUAAUCCUUAUUUGAAAACCAUUAAAGCAAUUUAAUUAGCAAUGUAGAGGCACCAGUAAAUUAAAGUGGAGGUUUGUUUGGUUCAACUAAACCAAGCACAGGAUUGUUUGCCGCUCUAAAUAAAUAAGAGCCAAAUAUUAAUGGGAUUGAUUUGACUAAACCAGGUCCCUCUUUAUUUGGCAUUGAUUACAAAAUUCCUAAAUCAGAUGAAAGUGAUGGUGGCGAGGAUGCAGGAGCAGAAGAUGAUUAAAAACCAGAAGAUGAAGAACCAAAGUAAAUUGAAAUGAAAUAUGACUAUUCAGCAUAGACUGAGUAAUUACUUGUGGCUGAAAUUGAGAAGUUCCGAAAAAAUGCCAAUGAUGUAGUAGAAAAAGGAACAGUUGCCUUGGAAAAGGCAAAAGAGAAGGAAACAUUUUACUUUAUCUAUCGGAAUCAAAUUCAAUAGAUAUUGUAUACAGGAUAAUUAUUUAAAGGAAUUUCAGAAGUGAAACCCUUGGGAUCCAAAUAGGAAAACAUUAUUAUCAGGGCGAUCAGUACAAAGCAGACUCAAUCCUAAAAUGAAAAAGAUUCUAUUUAAGUCGACACUCUUAAGGUCAUGUUUAAAGAUAAAGAGAAAGUAGAUUUAUUUAAGGAAAUAAUGUAAAAUAUGUUUAAAUGA
Molecule: messenger RNA, 822 nt
Organism: Paramecium tetraurelia
Lineage: Eukaryota; Ciliophora; Oligohymenophorea; Peniculida; Parameciidae
Exons: 3
Source: RefSeq, a predicted model, not a curated record